UUUUUAUUGCGGCAGCCCACUCAGUCACCAUUGCAGCUGUGGGGUUCCAUGCACAACUGCUCAUCACCCGUGGCAUGAGCUCCGACGACGACCAUCGCAGUAAGAGGUCUUGGGGUGGGACCAACGAAGAUUCUCGGAGGGAGAGCAAAUCAAGAAAUCGAUCCAGCGGGAGAAAAGGCCGCCCUGAUCAGGUUCGCUCAAGCGGAACGAGCAGUUCGUCUUCUGAAAAUGAAAGUAGUAGUAGGAGCAGGCGCCGCGAUCGAAGCGAAUCCAGUGAGCGGAGAAAGCGGAAGAAGAAAAAGAGGAAGAAAAGUUCGGAAGUGUUGAGAAAGGAUAAAGGAAGAGCGGAAGAAGACCGCCAAGACAAAUCAAGAAAACGAGAAAAGAAAAAGAAGAAGAAGCGAGAAAAACGUGCCAAAAGAGACAAGCACGACAAGCCGGAUAGUAACAGCGAUUCAGACACUUCGGACGACGAACCUGGCGUGCGGCGGAGUGCGAUCACGGGGAAGAAAAUCAGAAUGAAGCUCGAAAAUCAGACAACUGAAGAUCACGCACGUGCAGCGGGCCGGAAGCAUCUUCUCCAGUUUAUGAACAGCCAAUUCUGAGAGCGACAGCGUCAAAAUCCCCACGUUCGCCCUGAUUUCGUUGAUGUUUUAGGGACUGCCAGGAGGAAAACGUUGGUGGCAUGAACAUGUGUUUAGGUCGCCAAGCCUGCCACAAUCUUGGACACGUUUGUAUACCGAAAUGUAUUGGAUGUUUAUACGGACAACAUGAGGGAAAAUAAUGUCUGGGCCAGCUUUUGGCUCUGAAUCAGAACUUGUCGUUAUUGAGAUGACGAUCGUGUAGCUCGAAGGCCCCUCUUACGAGCAUGUAGACACGCUUGAAAUCAGGUAGGGUCCCUGGGACCACAGGUGUUCCCCUUUGGCCUCGAGGGGCUGGUCGAUUCACCACCCCCUUGCUCGGUGAUGGCUAUUUUACCCGACCGGAUGCGGCUUGGAUGCAAGUUUCAAAACAGAACAAAAAUAAUAUGCCCCAAAGGGACUCCGCGAAAAUCCAAGGUAGUUAACCCUGCGUGCGCCCCGGU
Molecule: messenger RNA, 1084 nt
Organism: Ectocarpus sp. CCAP 1310/34
Lineage: Eukaryota; Phaeophyceae; Ectocarpales; Ectocarpaceae
Source: the annotation of a GenBank genome assembly